Molecule: messenger RNA, 4044 nt
Organism: Lepisosteus oculatus (spotted gar)
Lineage: Eukaryota; Metazoa; Chordata; Actinopteri; Semionotiformes; Lepisosteidae
Gene: gdpd4a
Product: glycerophosphodiester phosphodiesterase domain containing 4a
Biological process (GO): lipid metabolic process
Cellular component (GO): membrane
Molecular function (GO): glycerophosphodiester phosphodiesterase activity
Source: RefSeq, a predicted model, not a curated record
UUUCUUAAAGCUGUUUGAGCCUUGUGACUUCGUCUCUUGUCGAGAGGCUUAAACGUAGCGUCUGAGGUAUAAUUAUAAAGGAGCAGCUCACUUCGGCUCAGUUGAAGUCGGCGGCAUUGCAGAGCGCAGACGAGUCCACACCUUUCCGAGAAAAGCACGAAUAGGCGCAGCGACGAGGAGUUGGCGACAGGUGGGAGUUCCCAGCCCGGUCUCUGGAGCUGCCUUUACACAGCUCUGUAUCAGGACCGCUGUGGUUACUAGCUGAGCUGCUAUACCAUCUCGGAGGAACUGCGCAACACUGCGGCUGUUAAUUCCUGGGAUUCAACUGAAGACUCUUCGGUGUUGGUGCGUAAGAGCUCUACAACGGCAUAACUUCUGUAUAUACUUGUCCCAGCGGCCCCCUCUUCCGCCUCCCGACCCCGCCUGGCGAGGAUGGUGCGGCGAGAUUAACCCAUGGGCAGAUCUCCUACCACCCUGACCAAGCUGAAACUGGGGAAGCUCAAGGUCGUGCGGCGCCAGCUCCUGCAGCGCUACGAGCACCAGCCCUUCAUCUCCUGCCUGGCGGGGCUCUAUGGCUGCCAUUGGAAGCGCUACCAGAGAGCCCGCGCCCAGCCUGGGGAAUGCUGCUGCAGCAAGUUGGAAUGCAGCAGUUUUGGAGUCCUGAUAGUGACGUUUGGGCUCAGCUUGGUGUUUCUGUACUUCUGGAGCGAAGCCCAAAAUGACUACAAUGAUUUUGACUGGUUCAGUUUUGGAAAGUUUGGGUACUGGUUCCCCUGGUCAGUGGUGCUGCUGGUUGUAGCUGCUGUGCUGUUCACCUAUGUGGCUGGUUUGCUGGUAUUAGCAGUGUGUUUGCUAACUGAAGGCCAACGGUUGUAUUUGCACUGGAGCCACAAGAUUGGAAUUCUGGUCACUCUGACAUUCUCUAUCAGUGCCAUCACAGUGUUGACUGAUUUGUGGAAAGAAGAAUGGAAAACUCUCUUACUGUCAUUUCAGGUCACAGCUCCGUAUCUGCAUGUGGGUGGAGUUUCGAUGAUGACCCUAUUGUCCUGGCCAAUAGCGUUACACUUCUUCCGCAUGAACAAAAGAGUGCGGCAGGUGCUGAUUCUGGGGGUGUAUCUGGCAGUCUUGUUCUCUCUGUACUUGGUGCCUCUGGGCAUGUACUCUCCCUGUAUUAAAGAAGAGGGGACCCUGGGUCAACCCCCUGCCCUCAUAGGCCACAGAGGAGCCCCAAUGUUUGGUCCAGAAAACACCGAGAUGUCCUUCAAGAAAGCCAUUGAGCUUGGAGGUGAUGGUCUGGAGACAGAUGUCACCAUCAGUUACGAUGGAGUGCCUUUUCUCAUGCACGACCGCCUGUUAAAGAGAACCACUAACAUCCAGGAGGUGUUUCCCAACCGGAGCAGUGAGCCGGCUGCCAUGUUCACCUGGAGCGAGCUGGAGGAGCUGAAUGCCGGAGCCUGGUUCCUCAAGCGCGAUCCGUUUGGCACGGCUGCCUCUCUGUCCGGUGAGGAUCGGAGCACAGCACAGAACCAGUCCAUCCAAACACUGAGAGGCUUCCUGGAGCUCGCCUCCCAGCACAGGAAGCUGGUGAUCUUUGAUCUGUACCGCCCCCCCAGAGACCACCCUUACAGGGACUCCUGGAUUAAUCAGACCCUUGAAGUCAUCCGCAGCAACUUCACCAUCGAUCCAAGUCUGGUUCUGUGGCUUCCCAGUGAACAGAGGAACAUGGUGCAUGAUGUGGAUCCCUGGCUGCAGCAGACCUCUGGAGACAAGGCCUCCAUUGAAGAGCUGCAGGAGAAUAAUAUUGUGAAGCUGAACCUUCACUACAGUGCCAUGUCAGCUGAGCAGAUCAGUAAAUAUGCUUCUGUGAACAUCAGCACCAACCUGUAUGUGGUUAGCCAGCCCUGGCUCUAUUCCCUGGCCUGGUGUGCGGGCGCCCAGUCUGUCACCACUAAUGCAAUCCACAUCCUGAAGGCACUGCGCAGGCCGCUGUUUCUGAUGACACCAGAGGAAUACAGCCUAAUGUGGAUUCUGUCAGAUGUGCUCUCUGCUGUUCUCAUUGCUGCUGUGUUCAUAUUCCAUUGGUGGCGAGAGAGGGGUCUGCCCUGCUGUUCGGGCAGCAGACAGACGCAUGAAAACGGUCCAUACAGCAAGUUCAGGACUGAGCUCAGUGACGUGUGGUCCAUCUCCGGCGUGAGCGUCCGUGGGGAGAGCAGGACCCCGCCAGCCGCCCCACACCUGCCCACCAUCUCCGAGCUGCACGAGCCGCCCGUCUGACGCCCGCCGCUGGUCCGCUGCGGAGUGGUCAGCAGCUGACCGCUUGGGUUCAGCCCGCCCCCUUCCUCCCAGGCCCCGGAGAGGAAGACGCUGGCUUUCAGGAAGCCGUCUGGAGAAAGCUGGGACGUUCUUUCUUAAUACAGCUGUUGUGGGGGGGGAAAAAAAUACAACUAUUUUUCUAUAACCAGGAUCACUGGUCGUCGCUGGAGCAUCAUUUGUAAGCUGCUUCAGCUCCUUUCUUUAACUGCGAAAUAGGACAGAACAUUCUCGUGAAAGAGGAAUUUCAUUGCCAAUAUAAGAUUUUAUAUACACGUUUGUUCACGUGUGAAUGGGAUAUCCACAUCGGCAGUAUAACGUGGCAACAUGACGUUUUAACAGUCUUGUACGAAUGGGGUUGUGUCCGGUGUGUAAAUGAGCUUUAUUAUCACUAUUUUAGAGUUUUGAAUUCCGAAUGUACUAUAAAGCACAGGGCACUAUUCUAGUCUAGUGCAUGUGUCUGCAUUUACCUCUAAAAAAGAACUAAUCGCAGAAUGUCUAAAUAUUUAUAUAUUUACAUAUGACAUGUAUACUGUAUGUAGCUUUCAGGGAUAUCCUUUCUCAAUUAAUAGAGAAAGAUGAACUGCAUAUUCAGUAGAGUGCCAUAGGAUACAGUCCAUGAAGUACGCAGAACACCACUUUAAGUGUCUCGUCUUAAUGAAAGUUGUCCCAAUAGCAAGGUACCCCUGACGGUACAGUAGCAACUGGCAUAUUGCAUAACUUGUUCCCAUGCAAAUCCUGACUAAGCCAGUUUCAUCUUGGCUUCUAAAAAUCUGACAAUCUUUAAAAAUGGUGACAAUGCUAUGUUGUUUUAAAGUAAUUGCAAACUUGUCCUCCUGAUUGGGAAAUAAAAAGCUUAAAAUAGAUGUUUUAGAUGUUAUGUCUUAGGCACUAUAUCGUAUACCCCAUGAUGGAGGCAAAAUAUCCCUAUUUCAGUUUUUUUUCUUUGCCUUAUUCUGACUUUCAACACUUCAUGUACUGUGUCCCUUGUAGCAUAUAAUACACUUGCUAAAGUGGAGCAGAGAAACUUUUAGUUUUUUGGUGUUAAUUUUUAAACAAGCAGAUGAAUGUGUGCAUUUAAAAUCUGAUAAACAUUAAAGCGUUGAACAGUGGAGUUAGAAUGCAAUAUGGAAUUGCAUGGGAUUCGAAUUAGGAAAAAAAGGAACAAAUAUAACAUUACAUUACAUUGCAUUGCUUUAUAUUAUAAUAUAAAUAUAUUUUGAAAUUGCAGCCAAAGAGCUACUAUGCAUAUUUUUUUUAUUAUUAGAUACACUCCCAUAAAUGCAGCAGAUGUUCUUGAUAAAAAAUGAGCAUUGCUAUUGUAGCAUUACUGGCUAUGAACGUCUACCACCAGAGCUCUUUUUCUUUAGAGCAGGGCAUCAAAAAGACGUCUUCAUUUUAGACAAACUGCUGUAUGGUAAAGUGUAACAUUAGCUGCUUCUCUUUGUUAAUUAUGAAUGACUGACAUUACAAGGUUGAGAUUUUUAUUUUUGUUUCUUAUCAAAGGACUGAAACUGUAGAUAUUUUAUUAUCUAAAAACAAUACUGAAUAGGCCCUUCUAUAACGGCAUUUUCUGCUUGAUUCUACGAUAUAAAGGACUAAGGAGGGCAUAGAUUGUUUUUAACUACCGAGUUUCCAUACAGAUGACUUGGAUUAACGUAUUAUUUUUAUGCGAGGGCUGUAAAUCAUAACUUAAGAUGACCAUUUUUAAUAAAAUGCAAAAAUGAGAAUUGU